CUCUGACGAACAAAGUGUGUUGAACAUGUUGGUCAAAUCACGAAUGCGUUCAAAAUUGUUAUUAGUAUUAUGCCAGCUUCUCGCGGCAGUCAACUGUGAAGUUAUACCAAUAAUCUCACAGACUGACCAAUCUUCAGGAUCGCUCUGUCCCGACGGAAAAUGGACAGAAUGGUUUGACAUGAGUGAUCCACAGUCGUCUCGAUCAGGAGGCGACUACGAACUGCUGGCAGAUAUGAUUGAGAUGUACGGUGUUUGUGAAACUCCUACAUAUAUUGAGUGCAAAGAAGUCGGCUCCCCUCUGUUUUACUACGAAAUGCCUGACCAGACGAAAGUAACGUGUUUGCCGGACAUAGGUUUGUUGUGCUUUAACAAGGACCAGAAAUCAAAAGGGUGUGCCGACUACGAAGUACGUUUUUUCUGCCCGUGCUUUGUUGGUGCAGCGUCCCUUUACGACGAAAAAAGUGGACAGAGAAAAAUCACUUGCAAACCCGAUGUAGGUUUACUAUGUUACAACAAGGACCAGAAGCCUCACCAAUGUCACGAUUAUGAAGUCAGAUUUUUCUGCCCAUGCC
Messenger RNA from Saccoglossus kowalevskii, 572 nucleotides. Its product is annotated as mucin-5AC-like. Lineage: Eukaryota; Metazoa; Hemichordata; Enteropneusta; Harrimaniidae. The record is from RefSeq and is a predicted model, not a curated record.